Messenger RNA from Rhincodon typus (whale shark), 1774 nucleotides. RefSeq lists its product as uncharacterized. Lineage: Eukaryota; Metazoa; Chordata; Chondrichthyes; Orectolobiformes; Rhincodontidae. Bases 292 to 1710 code for a protein of 472 amino acids. The record is from RefSeq and is a predicted model, not a curated record. Gene Ontology annotation, molecular function: protein binding. The transcript has 8 exons.
UGCUGUUGGAGUUACUGCCUUUCAGAUGAUGCAUUAAACCCAGGGCCUAUCUGCCCUCUCUGCUGGAUAGCAAAGAUCCCAUGUUCAUUGAUUUGAAGAAGAGAGGAGGGGAAUUCUCUCCAGUGUAUUUGGCCAAUAUUUAUUCUUCAAUAAGCAUCACUAAGAAAUUAGCAGAUCUUUACCAAAUUGGUGGCUGUGGGAUUUGCAGUGCACCCAUUGACUCAACAGUUGCUCCAAGGGGGAGAUUGCACCAAACAUGGUCAGGAGUCGAGGGGUUCAGUACCUGGGGCAAUGUCAGCAUUUAACCCACCACUUACUCAGGGACUGACUCCAACCUUGACCAAAACUACAGUCAACCAGAGAUACAUCUCACCUGACACACAGCAUCCAUCUAAAGCAGCACCUUACCCAGCGUUACCCCUGUCCAGGAGAAAUCCCAACCUGAAGGAGUUUGAGGAGCAGCAGAGGGAGCAAUUCGCUCAGCAAAUCAAAGCCGAGAGGAGGAAGAAACAGAAGGACCAUGAAUUGGCGUUGAAGAGAAUAGCUGAUGAUCGAGAAAAUCUGAAAGCAAAAUCGGCUCCUACUUGCCAGCCCAAUCCCCUUCAACAGGGUCAGAUGUUACAGGGUAAAGUUCAAACUGCAGUAGAAGACCAUUGUAUUCUUGUGAUCAGGCUCCCAUCUGGACAUGUGCUCCGGGAGCGAUUCCGACAGGACAGAACACUGCAGAGUGUGAAGGACUACAUCACACAGCAAUUCCCCGAUCUCCAGAAUAUCGAUCUACUACAGGGUUUCCCAAAGAGGCAUUUCACGGACGAGGACCUGGGCAGUACAUUGGGAGCUUUAGGACUGAGUCCAAACGCCACGCUGUGUGUGCGGGAUGAGCAGCAGAGAGCUAUGCUGCAGCCAAACCUGCCUCCAGGUGCCUACACAUUGACAACAGCCAUUGUUCCCAGUGCAGGAACCCCAGCAUCCAAUGACCGUGUGCAGACUGCCCCCUCUCUGCCAGCGAGCCAGCACCAUGGCCUGUCGAGGACAGCUGCUUUGCGUUCCUGGGGGCGAGGACAGCCACUGGGGUCCACGCCCACACAGGACAUGGCAGCCCCUAGGAUGGAGGAACCACGACCCGCUCCAGGUCAGGUGCGGCAGCUGGACCUCUGGAAUGCCGGGAUACCAGCACUAGUGGAAUAUCCAUCAAGAUCAGCACAUUUCUGGGGUCGGGGAUGGAAGCUGGCAGCGGGUGAGCAGGGAGAAUUCCUGAACAACGAUGAUGGACAGGCUGAUCGCAAUGUCGGGCAAGUGGAGAACAUCAUCUCAGAGGAUCAGCUCAUUCCUCCUGCCUUUGACCCAGAAGUCAUCUUUCGCCAAAAUGGAAACCGAAUUCGCAGUGGGUUUGAGCCUCAAUACCAGUGGCCAAACCAGGGCAACCGUCUCAGGGAUGCCCAAGAGGAGGCAGCUAAUCAGGAUGGCCAGAGGCAGCAGGACCUACCGACGGAGGCUGCCCAGGCUGCCAUGCAGCGUCUGAUCCGAGCUGGGGAGCAAGAGUCCAGUCCCUCCAUACCGUCCUCACAGAAGAAGCAAUGUCGGGCCACGCCAAUGCCCUCACUGUUCAAGAUGGCAACCGGAUGCGCCAUAGCGCUGAUGACAGGUGCAUGUGGGUGGGUCAGAGGGUACCAUUCAGUGUAUUACUCAUUUCACAGUGGUAUUAAGUGAAAGGGAAACACAGAUUACAAUGCAGGUCAUAUUUCAAGUUGUUGAAGAUUUAUUAAAGAAACAU